AUGACAACUCAGGAGGGGAGCCCACCGUCCGCUGGUAGUUCACUUUGCAAUACGUUGCAUAUUGCCACAUUUGUCGGACUUGUUGUCAUGACUGAUGACCAGGCUGAAGAACGCGACAAGAUUAUCAACCGAAUUAAGUUGACCCCGACCAUUCCACCUAAAUGGCUUGUUGAACGAUCCGAAGAAACGUUGGUAAAUCUGGACUACCUUACAGAAGUUUAUAAAGAAGCGAGACGCUUGCGAUACCGAAAAGAAGGUCGUCCCGGCGCAGCUGAAGACUCUUUUGGUAUGACCGAGACUCCCAAUCCAAGAUCUUCCAGUCCAACUGCCAUGGCCAGAUCCAUCCCAUUUGAUGCGAGUAGACGCGCCAGAAGAGGUGACUUGAUAAACAUCCGGAUGGAAUCGCCAGAGGCAGACACUCCUGAAGGAUUGGAUUCGACUGCCGUACUUUUUCGGUUAAUUACAUACCUUGUCCCUUUUCCAAUGAGUUCCGUGACAAGAGCAUCUGCAUGA
Messenger RNA from Opisthorchis viverrini, 513 nucleotides. RefSeq lists its product as hypothetical. The transcript is spliced from 4 exons. The record is from RefSeq and is a predicted model, not a curated record. The coding region runs from base 1 to 513 and encodes 170 amino acids. NCBI's taxonomy places the organism in Eukaryota, Metazoa, Platyhelminthes, Trematoda, Opisthorchiida, Opisthorchiidae.